Messenger RNA from Alligator sinensis (Chinese alligator), 2940 nucleotides. It is a transcript of the gene PPFIA2, whose product is annotated as PTPRF interacting protein alpha 2. Gene Ontology annotation, cellular component: presynaptic active zone. The record is from RefSeq and is a predicted model, not a curated record. The transcript is spliced from 22 exons. Gene Ontology annotation, biological process: synapse organization. The annotation marks the transcript as partial. Gene Ontology annotation, molecular function: protein binding. Lineage: Eukaryota; Metazoa; Chordata; Crocodylia; Alligatoridae.
AUGAUGUGCGAAGUAAUGCCAACGAUAAAUGAGGACACCCCCAUGAGUCAACGGGGGUCCCAGAGUAGUGGAUCAGACUCGGAUUCUCACUUUGAGCAGCUGAUGGUAAACAUGCUGGAUGAAAGGGACCGUCUCCUUGACACACUUCGGGAGACGCAGGAAAGCCUGUCACUCGCACAGCAACGCCUUCAGGAUGUCAUCUAUGACAGAGACUCCCUCCAACGACAGCUCAAUUCAGCACUGCCCCAGAUGACGGUUGCUGCUGGUACGAGCAUUGAGAAUAACAUUCAAAGGACCAUAUCCUGCCCUAAUGAAUUUGCUGCACUGACAAAAGAGUUAAAUGUGUGUAGGGAGCAGUUGCUUGAAAAAGAAGAGGAGAUUUCAGAACUGAAAGCUGAAAGAAACAACACAAGACUGCUACUGGAGCAUUUGGAGUGCCUUGUUUCAAGACAUGAAAGGUCACUGAGGAUGACAGUGGUGAAACGGCAAGCACAGUCCCCCUCAGGAGUUUCCAGUGAAGUCGAGGUUCUCAAAGCACUGAAAUCUUUAUUUGAACACCACAAGGCUUUGGAUGAAAAGGUAAGGGAACGACUGAGGGUUUCUUUAGAAAGAGUCUCUGCACUGGAAGAAGAACUAGCUGCCGCUAACCAGGAGAUUGUAGCUUUACGUGAACAAAAUGCACAUAUUCAAAGGAAAAUGGCAUCUGGAGAGGGACCUGCUGAAUCAGAACAUAUUGAAGGAAUGGAGCCAGGGCAAAAAGUUCAUGAAAAGCGCCUGUCAAAUGGCUCCAUAGAUUCAAAUGAUGAAGCCAGUCAAAUGGUGGAACUACAGGAACUGCUUGAAAAGCAAAACUAUGAAAUGGCACAAAUGAAAGAGCGUUUGGCUGCACUGUCUUCCCGAGUUGGAGAGGUAGAGCAGGAAGCUGAGACUGCCAGGAAGGAGCUUAUUAAAACAGAAGAAAUGAACAGUAAAUAUCAGAGGGACAUCAGAGAGGCUAUGGCACAAAAAGAAGAUAUGGAAGAAAGAAUCACUACCCUUGAGAAGCGCUACCUCAGUGCACAGAGGGAAUCCACCUCUAUACAUGACAUGAAUGAUAAGCUGGAAAAUGAACUGGCAAACAAGGAGGCCAUCCUACGCCAGUUGGAAGAAAAAAACAGACAGCUGCAAGAACGUCUUGAGCUAGCUGAGCAGAAGCUUCAACAGACAAUGCGGAAGGCUGAGACAUUGCCGGAAGUAGAGGCUGAACUGGCUCAGAGAAUUGCAGCAUUGACAAAGGCAGAGGAAAGACAUGGUAACAUCGAAGAACAUAUGAGACACUUAGAAGCUCAACUUGAAGAGAAGAAUCAGGAACUCCAAAGAGCCAGGCAAAGAGAGAAAAUGAAUGAGGAGCACAACAAAAGACUAUCAGAUACUGUAGACAGACUUUUGACAGAAUCCAAUGAACGCCUGCAGCUACACUUGAAAGAGAGAAUGGCAGCACUUGAAGAAAAGAAUGUUUUAAUUCAGGAAUCUGAAAGUUUCAGGAAGAGCCUGGAAGAGUCAUUACAUGACAAGGAACGACUGGCAGAAGAAAUUGAGAAACUGAGAUCUGAACUUGACCAGAUGAAAUUAAGAACUGGCUCUUUAAUUGAACCCACAUUGUCAAGACCUCAUCUUGACACAUCAGCAGAAUUGAGAUAUUCUGUGGGUUCACUAGUUGAUAGCCAAUCUGAUUAUCGGUCAACUAAAGUGAUAAGGCGACCUAGAAGAGGCCGUAUGGGAGUCUGCAGAGAUGAACCAAAGGUAAAGUCUCUUGGGGAUCAUGAAUGGAACAGAACACAGCAGAUUGGAGUCUUGAGCAGUCAUCCAUUUGAAAGUGACACAGAAAUGUCUGAUAUUGAUGAUGAUGAUAGAGAAACUAUUUUUAGCUCCAUGGACCUUCUCUCACCAAGUGGGCAUUCUGAUGCGCAAACUUUGGCCAUGAUGCUUCAAGAGCAACUAGAUGCAAUCAAUAAAGAAAUCAGGUUAAUCCAAGAAGAAAAAGAAUCGACAGAGUUGCGCGCUGAAGAAAUAGAGAACCGAGUGGCCAGUGUGAGCUUAGAAGGCUUGAAUCUGGCCCGUGUUCACCAAGGUACAUCUAUUACUGGCUCAGUGACAGCUUCAUCACUUGCAAGCUCUUCUCCUCCUAGUGGACACUCGACCCCAAAACUCACACCCCGCAGUCCAGCCAGAGAAAUGGAUAGAAUGGGGGUCAUGACGCUGAUUGCAGUAGUUGAAGAAGAUGGGCGUGAAGAUAAAGCCACAAUAAAAUGUGAAACUUCACCUCCUCCAACACCCAGAGCUAUCAGAAUGACUCAUACUCUUCCUUCUUCAUACCACAAUGAUGCCAGAAGUAGUUUGCCUGCUUCAUUGGAGCCAGAAAGCAUUGGUCUUGGCAGUGCCAAUAGCAGCCAGGACUCCCUGCACAAAGCUCCCAAGAAGAAAGGAAUCAAGUCUUCAAUAGGACGUUUGUUCGGUAAAAAAGAGAAGGCCCGACUUGGACAGCUCAGUAAGGAAUUAGUUGUACCAGGCCAAGGAGGCUUUAUGGAAACGGAGGCUGCAGUUCAGGAUUCUCUGGGAUUAGGGAAACUUGGAACUCAAGCAGAAAAGGACCGAAGACUAAAGAAAAACAUAUCUGGGCAUGAACUGUUGGAGGAAGCUCGGAGAAAGGGGUUGCCUUUUGCACAGUGGGAUGGACCUACAGUGGUUGCCUGGCUGGAGCUGUGGCUGGGAAUGCCUGCCUGGUAUGUUGCUGCUUGCCGUGCAAAUGUGAAGAGUGGAGCUAUUAUGUCUGCUUUGUCUGAUACUGAGAUUCAGAGAGAAAUUGGAAUCAGCAACCCUCUCCAUCGCUUAAAACUCCGACUAGCAAUUCAGGAAAUGGUAUCACUUACAAGCCCAUCAGCACCUCCAACUUCUAGAACA